AUGACGAGUUCGUCAUCACCUCGUUUUACUGGUUUCAUUCGUGAUGUUCGUGCAUCACAAAAGAAUCUACAACCAAUAUUAUCGCAGCCUUCUACUGCUCAUAGUUCUUCAAAUAUUAAUGAACAGCAACCAUAUACAACACCAACAAGUACUCGUUCAAGAAAUAAUUCUGCAACAUCAAAUUCUAUUGAUCCUUUUCAUUAUCAAGCAUUGCAAGACACGAAUGAAGCGCUAAAAAGUGAAGUGCAUCGUUUGGCAUGCGCUGAUAAAGAUAACACCACAAAACUCAAAUUACAGCUUGAAAAAUAUACUGAGCUUGAUGAAGCAUAUAAGCAACUUCAAGAUAAAAAUACACAUCUAGCUGAUAUUGAAGAUCAUUUUAAUCAAUUACAAAACAUACAUAAAGAUGAAAAAUCAUCAUAUGAAUAUUGUGUACGAGAAAAUGAACAAUUAAAAAACCAAAAUGAACAUUUAUUAAAUGAAUUAGCACGUUUAACACAAGUAGAGAAUCGUGACCGUACACGUUCCAUUGAACAAGCUGAUUUACGUCGUCAAUAUGAUGAAAUUUCAAUUCAAUAUAAUGAAUUAAAACAAAACUAUCGAGAAAAUCAACUUAGCUAUGAAAAUGAUAUCAAACAUUUGAAUGAUGAAACUUUAAAAUUUCGUUUAGAAAAUGAGCAGUUACAUUCGGCAAAUGAUUUAUUACGUGAUGAGAGAAAUCAAAUGAAAGAGUCACAUGAGACAAUAUUAAAAAGACGUUUAGAUGAAAUAAAAUAUUUACAAAGUGAAAAUCGAGAUUUACAAAUGACACGACAAAAAUACAAUGAAGAACGAGAAACAUUUCAAGCAAUUGAUUUAAGAAAAACACAAUUAGAAAAUGAUCUAUUGACGAUGCAUGCUGUAGAAGAUCGUUGUCAAGACUUACAAACUACUGUCGAACGAUUGGAAUCGGAAGUUCAACUUAGUUUAACACAAGAAUGUGAUCGAUAUCGAACAAAUUCACUUACGAAAUCUGAAGAAUACGAUGCAAAACGACGCGAAAAUGAACAACUCAUACAAAAAGUUCACGAAUUAGAAUCAACAUUGAAAUCUCUUUAUGAUACAAGUGAUUUACAAAAGCAACUAAACGUUGAAAAUGAGGUGAAUAGAUUAGAAUUAAAAAGAAAGCAAGAUGAUUUUGAACAAUUUCAAAAAAUGCAUGAUGUAACUAAACAAGAAAAUCAAGAAACAAUUCAUUUACUUGAAGAAAAAAUUCACGAUCUUGAGCGUAAAACUGAAUUACAAUCAUUGAAGCAUGAAGAAAUUCUUCUAGAAUUUGAGUCACUAAAAGCAAGACGUGAUCGAAUUUUACCUUCAUCAACUGGUACAAUACUUUCCAAUAGUCAUUCGAAUGCAUAUCCAUUAACACAUCAUUGGCCAACUCCAACAAUGGUUGAUUCCCAAACAUCACCUACUGAAGAUGUCAUUCCUCCUAUUCUAUCACCAUCCAUUCAACAACGACCUUUAUUGAAAUCAACUGCUAGUCAAUCCACAGCAGUAAAUGAAAAUCAUGAAACGAAACAAAAACCUUUUACAAGCAAUCAAACAGCUCAAAUAGUUGUGGCCAAAUAUUCUUAUGAACCCUUGCAAUGUUCUCCGAAUGAUCAUCCAGAAGUUGAAUUACCAUUAACUGUAGGAGAAUACUAUCUUAUUUAUGGUGAUGUUGAUGAAGACGGCUUUUAUGAUGGAAGAAAUCUAGAAGGUCGUUAUGGUUUAAUACCAUCAAAUUUCAUUGAAGCAAUUACAAAUUCUAAUGAUUUACCAGAGACUGUUCGACAUAUAAUUCAACGAUUAAUAGGAAAAGUAUUUUCCGAAGAGCCAAUGACACCUCGUCGUGAUCAACCAUUAAGUAUUGAUUCUGGUGCGUUUCUUUCAAACAUUUCUGCUACUACUCCAGCAACUUAUCGAAAGCAACUAGCUUCUACACAAAAUGGAAAUCCAUCAGAUAUUUUAACAGCAAAUGGUCUUUCAUUUGGUAAACAUGUUCCUUGUCCGACGAAUCUUCGCGUUGAAAAAUAUCUCACCACCAGUAUAUUAAUCGCAUGGAAUCCUCCAUCAAUAGCAAUGACACAAAUACUUGGCUAUCAAAUUUUACUUGAUCAUUCAUUAUAUACAACAAUAUGUGCCAAUGAACGUACACGUGCGUUAAUUGAAAAUAUAAAUAUAAAUGAAAAAUGUCAUCGUAUAAGUAUUCGCACAAUAACUCAACAUGGCCUAUCGCGUGAUCAAGAAUGUACAUUAUUAUUAACCAUGUCCGCUACAAAUGGAAAUCUAAAUGAUUUAUCGUAUGCUCCAAGUGACUUACGUGUUGAUCGAAUUAAUCAGACAUCGGCAGUUGUUUCAUGGUGGCCAGCGUCAAAUGAUAUUGUUCAUAAAUUAUUCGUUAAUGAUAUUGAAGUUCAAACACUUAAAGCUGGAGUUUAUCGUUUUAAAUUGUCCGGUUUGUUACCGAAUACUAUACAUAAAGUAACAAUUAAAGCUAAACCAAACAGUAUAGCAAAUACUCAACAACUAUUAGCAGCUUCAAUCGAAUUCUGUACAACAGCGUUUGAUGAAUCUAUCGAACCACCUAAACGAGUACAAGCUAUAGGUGGUCCACAAUCAAAUACUUUACUUGUAUCAUGGGAACAACCAUUAUCAACGACAACAAUUAUUCGCGGCUAUCGAGUUCUUGUCGAUGGACGACAAAUGCACGAUAUCAUAAAUCCAUUAAAUGAUCAUACUGUUAUUAAUAUCAAUGCAUUACGUCAAGGAAGAUUUUUAACUGUUCGAGCAUUAACAGAAAAUGAUGGCGAAUCACAUGAUUCAAUUCCGGUUGACAUUGAUGAGAUAUUGAAAAAAUUGGAUAUGGAUAUUCCAUCAACGUCAGUACCUGUUCUUCCAGAAGAAACUUUUGAUAGAGAAUCUAUGCCGCUUACUGCAUCUUCUUCAUUAACAUUAAGAACAACAUCAGAUGAUGAACUAACAAAUUCUGGACCAUUACCACUUCCAACUCCACCUUCUAUCGUGGAAACUCAACAAAAGUCGCUUUUACGAUCACAAGAAAUAUUAUCUUCGUCAACAGCCUCACCUCCGUCGAUAAAACAAAAUCCUAUAACUAUUGCACAACCGUCAUCAAGUAUAGUACCACCAUCGCCAAUAAAAUCUACAACUAAUCCUGAUAAAAUCCGUCCAAUAACAAAGAAUUCUGCACGACCAGCUGGAAUCACACGAAUUCAAUCUCCAUUAAGAUAUGCAUCGACAAUGUCAUCAGCCAGCAAUGAUGUACCACAGAUUGAAAUUAAUUCUCCGAGUCCAAAUAGUCCUGUAAUAGCAACAACAGCUGCUAAAUCAAAAGCUGAUAAUCAUGAUCAAUUUGAACAAUCAUCACAAGGCUUUGGCUAUGAUGCUUAUAUGAAACAACCCGAUGAUUCUGCGUCACAUAUUAAACCUAGUAAUACUCAAAGGAAACCAUCAAAACCAUCACCAACUAUGUCAUCUCUUCAACAGCGUCCACAUCACGAUCCAAAACGAGACCCAACGAUAAUAACUAUAUCAGAUUCACUGGCACAUGAUAGCCCACCAAUGAAUAAAUCAAAAAUUAAAUCGCUACGGCAUACAUCAACAUCAUCAGAAGAACAGUAUGUUGCACCACCAACACCUAUGAAAACUGUGAAAUUAAAACAACAACAAAAUCCACCACCAAUUGCUUCAGUAUUCACUAGUCAUUUGAAUAAUAAAGCAAAUAAUCCGCCACGUUUAUUUAUUGCUUUGUUUGAUUAUGAUCCAAAUGCUAUGUCACCUAAUAAAGAUAAUGAAGAAGAAUUGCCAUUCAAAGAAGGACAAUUGAUUCGGAUUUAUGGUGAUCAAGAUGCCGAUGGCUUUUUUAUAGGACAAACAGAGAAUGGUCGCACCGGUUAUGUUCCGAGCAAUAUGGUAUCAGAAAUUCAGUUGGAUGAUGCUGAAAUUGAAGCACAUUUACUUGCUGGUACAAUAAAUUUAGAAAAUCACAAUCGCAUGAUAACAACGACACCGGCAGCAUCAGCAAUAUCGCCAUCAGCAAAACGCAUAUCAGCCGUGUCAACUCCAUCCAAUAUAAAACCCACAUUACAGCCAGUGAAAAAAAUGGUUGCUAUGUUUGAUUAUAAUCCAAGUGUGAAUUCUCCCAAUAUUAAUCCCGAUGAAGAAUUAUCAUUUCGUUCGGGCGAUAUUAUUUAUGUACACGGAAACGUUCAAGAGGAUGGUUUUUAUUUUGGUGAAUUAGAGCAUGGAGGAAAAGGACUUGUACCAUCAAAUUUUCUCAAAGAAGUAUCAUUACUCAAUUCAGAUGAAAAUAUUAUUCAGCAAGAUAACGAGCAAAUGAUUACCAAUGAAAAUAAGAAAUCACCAUAUUGUCGUGGCUCUCAUCAAGUAUAA
This is a messenger RNA of Rotaria socialis, 4434 nucleotides long. NCBI's taxonomy places the organism in Eukaryota, Metazoa, Rotifera, Eurotatoria, Philodinida, Philodinidae. The record is from the annotation of a GenBank genome assembly.